Messenger RNA from Brachypodium distachyon (stiff brome), 1838 nucleotides. Its product is annotated as serine carboxypeptidase-like 35. Gene Ontology annotation, biological process: proteolysis. The record is from RefSeq and is a predicted model, not a curated record. The transcript is spliced from 8 exons. Gene Ontology annotation, molecular function: serine-type carboxypeptidase activity. Bases 167 to 1666 code for a protein of 499 amino acids. NCBI's taxonomy places the organism in Eukaryota, Viridiplantae, Streptophyta, Magnoliopsida, Poales, Poaceae. Gene Ontology annotation, cellular component: vacuole.
AUAACCUUCUCGGCUUCUCCUGUGCUAUAUUUGCUACAAUGCUUUGUCCUCUCCCUCUCUUUGUCUUCAAACCAAACUUCCUUCUUCAUCUCGCCGCACACCCCAAGAGGCAAAACGAGCCCAGAGCCAAACACCCAAGGAGAGCUCGCAUCUGCACGAAACACCCAUGGCUAGGGCCAUUGCGAUGCUCUCCCUGGCCGCGGUGUUAUUCAGUAUAGCUUCGGCUGGGACUACCACCGGAGCGUCCUGGAGCCCGCGGCCAGAGGCCGACCUCGUGACAGGGCUCCCUGGGCAACCAGUGGUCGGCUUCACGCACUACGCCGGCUACGUCGAUGUCGGAACAGGCGGCGACAAGUCGCUCUUCUACUGGUUCUUCGAGGCCGAGAAGGAGCCGGACAAGAAGCCCCUCUUGCUGUGGCUCAAUGGAGGGCCCGGAUGCUCUUCCAUCGCCUAUGGCGCCGCCCAGGAGCUGGGCCCGUUUCUGGUCAGGAGCAACGGCGCAAAUCUCACUCGCAAUGCCUACUCGUGGAACAAAGCCGUGAACCUGCUGUUCCUGGAGGCGCCGGUUGGUGUGGGGUUCUCCUACACGAACAAGACGUCGGACCUGAGACGCCUAGGCGACCGCGUGACGGCGCAGGACUCGUACAGCUUCCUCCUGAACUGGCUCAACAAGUUCCCGGAGUUCAAGAACCGGGACUUCUACAUCGCCGGAGAGAGCUAUGCCGGGCACUACGUCCCACAGCUCGCAGAGCUCAUCUACGAGGGGAACAAAGCGGCGAGCAGAGGCAGAACCAUCAACAUCAAAGGUUUCAUGAUCGGCAACGCGGUGCUGAACGACGCGACGGACCAGCUGGGCAUGGUGGAGUACGCGUGGAGCCACGCCGUGAUCUCGGACGAGCUCCACGCGGCGGUGACGCGGGAGUGCGACUCCUUCAAGGAAGAAGCCGACGGCGGCAAGCCCAGCAAGGCAUGCUCGCCGGCCGUCCGCGCGUUCCUGGGCGCCUUCGACGACAUCGACAUCUACAGCAUCUACACCCCGACCUGCCUGCUGUCCCCUUCCUCUUCCUCUUCCUCCACCACGUCGUCGCCGUCCAGGCUCGUGGCCGCGCCUCGCGUCUUCUCCCAGCACGAGGGAUGGCACGCGAUGACGAAGCGGGUGCCGGCGGGGUACGACCCGUGCACGGAGGCGUACGUGAAGGGGUAUUUUAACCGCGGGGACGUGCAGCGGGCGCUGCACGCCAACCGGACGGGCCUGCCCUACCCAUACUCGGCUUGCAGUGAGGUCAUAAGCAAAUGGAACGACUCGCCGGCGACAGUUCUCCCCGUCCUGAAGAAGCUCAUGAGCGCCGGGCUGCGCGUCUGGGUUUACAGCGGCGACACGGACGGGAGGGUGCCGGUGACGUCGACGCGGUACAGCAUCAACGCGAUGAAGCUGCGGCCGCGACAGAGGAAGCAGAGGGCGGGGGCGGCAGAAUGGGGCGGGUGGAGGGCGUGGUACCACAGGCGGCAGGUGGCCGGGUGGGCGGUGGAGUACGAGGAGGGGAUGACGCUGGUGACGCUGCGCGGCGCCGGUCACCAGGUGCCACUCUUCGCCCCUGACCGCUCGCUCGUCAUGCUCUACCACUUCCUCCGGGGUCAACCCCUGCCGGCAUCGCGCUCCCGCUAGCAAGUGUGUCUUGAUUGUUUAGCCUCUGCCUAGCUAUAAGCCAGCGCGAUCUCCAUUGGUUAUUUGCGCAAGCGUUGUGGUAUGGCUGUAACUUGUGACUUGUGACAAUAUGGAAUUUCAUGAGAAGAUAUGGCCCAGCGCUCUAUUGGAUUAAAUGGGUUAUUGGCCCCUC